Molecule: messenger RNA, 3881 nt
Organism: Aspergillus glaucus CBS 516.65
Lineage: Eukaryota; Fungi; Ascomycota; Eurotiomycetes; Eurotiales; Aspergillaceae
Product: PT repeat family protein
Exons: 2
Coding region: 199-3690 (1163 amino acids)
Source: RefSeq, a predicted model, not a curated record
AUUCAUCCUCUCAAUUAUCUGAGAGGACCUACUAUUUUAUCCCUCCUAUUUUGUACAGUAUCCAUCUUGUCUAUAUCUGCUGUUUUGUUUUAAUUUUUUUUUUUUUACCUUACCCGCCUCCGAAACCCGAAACCCAACUGAUAGAGAUUUACGACGUUACGAAUAACUCACGAAUCAAUCUCGACUCAAUUAUCUACCAUGGCCGCUAAAAAAGAAAACGUCACCAUUGCCCUCCAUCGCUCCUCCGAUUCCAUUCCUCUUUUCCUCUCUGGUACCUUUACCAACCCGCAAUGGCAGCCCGUCAAGUUGACCGUCAAGCGGCCCCCACAAAGCGAGGACUGGAUUUACUCGCGCAAGAUGAAGCUGUCCCCGGGCCAGUAUCAGUAUCGGUUCUGUGAGGGGGAGGGGGACGAUGCUGUUUGGUUCCAUGAUGAGGGUGCGAAGCAGGUAUCCGGUGACAAUGGCAUUGUGAACGUGCUGAAUGUCGGGGAUCUGACUGCUGAAGAAGAUGAAAAAUCGGUUUCCGAACCCGAGGUCCAAACAAACGGCUCCAACGGUACCAACGGCACAGAGGUAGAACCAGUGGAAGAAACAAAAACGGUAGAGAGUAGACAUUCUGAGGAAGCUUCCCACGUUCCGGAGGUUCCGGCCGAAGAGGUACCAACAACAAACGGUACAAACGGUGUUCACGCGGAAGAGGCCGCUUCGGAAGAGCCUGCCACGGCAACCGCCGAGCCUACUACUAAUGGAACGGAAGCACCGGCUGCUGAGGAACCGGUCGAGGAACUCGCUGCUGAACCGGUCGAAGAGCCUACUACCAACGGGACGACGGAAGCUUCUACUGCUGAGGAACCCGCUGCUGAACCAGUCCACGAAGAGCCUUCUACCAACGGGACGGCCGAAGCUCCGGCUGCUGAAGAGCCAGCUGAGAAGGCUGUUGCUGAGGAAGAGAAGCCUGCUACGGAGGCACCCGCUGCAGAGCCGGUGACUGAGGAACCGGCACAGGAGCCCGUUGAGUCGGCUGCACCUGUCGAAGCUCCCACCACCGAAGAGACCGCCGCAGUUGAGGAACCUGCGGAACCCGUUACAGAGACCCCUGCCGCGGAGGAGCCAGCAGAGACCCCGGCUGUCGCUGAGGCCACGGAGGCUGUUGCUGAGCCUGAGACUGCUCAGGAGCCGGCUGUCACUGAGGUUGAGGAGCCCGCGAAGGAGGCUGAUGAGGUCAAGGUGGAAACCGUCGAGGAACCAUCCACGGAGACCAAGGAAGAGCCUUCGGAAGUGCCUGCUACUGAGGAGCCCGUGAAGGAAGCUCCUGUCGAAGAGACUCCCGCUGAAGAGCCCGCUGCCGACGAACCCGCUACUGAGGUAGAGGCCCCUGCUGAGACUGCACCUGCCGUUGAAGAGAACAAGGAGGAAGUUAAGGAGGAAGCCACUCCUGCUCCUGAAGAGAAGCCUGUUGCGGAGGAGCCUGUCGAGGCUGAGCCUACCAAGGAGGAAUCGACUGAGCCCGUUGUAGAGGCACCGGCCGCUGAAGAGCCUGUCCAGGCCGCCAUUGAGGAGCAGCCUGCCGCCGAAGAACCUGCUGAACCAAUUAAGGAGGAGCAUGUUGCUGAAGAACCCCCAGCCGAAGCUCCUGUCGAGGAGAAGCACGACGAGCCCGUUGCCGAGGUAGUGAAGGAGGAACUUGUUGCCGAAGCUCCUGUGGAAGACAAGAACGAGACUGUCCCUGAGGAGCCUGCUACGGGAGAACCCGCUGCUAAAGCCCCUGUCGAGGAAAAGCAGGAGACUGCUGAGCCUGUUGCUGAGCCUGUUGCUGAGCCUGUUGCUGAGCCUGUCGUUGAGCCUGUCACUGAGCCUGUCGUUGAGCCUGUCACUGAGCCUGUCGUUGAGCCUGUCACUGAGCCUGUCGCUGAGCCUGUUGCUGAGCCUGUCGUUGAGCCCGUCGCUGAGCCCGUCGCUGAGCCCGUCGCUGAGGUCACUGCUGAGGAGAAGCAGGAAACUGCUGAUGAGCCCGCCGCCGAAGCCCCUGUGGAAGAGAAGCAGGAGCCGGUCGUUGAGCCUGCUGUUGAGGCAGUGAAGGAAGAGCCCGUCACUGAAGCCGCAGAGACCCCUGCCCCCGAGGCGCCUGUCGAGGAGACCCCCGAACCGACUGCGGAGGAGCCCGCAACGGAAGCCGCGGCUGUCGAAGCUGUUGCUGCGGAAGAGACUCCCGCCGAAAAGGUCGAGGCUGCUGUGGAACCCGUUGCUGAGACCCCCGCCGUUGACGCCGUGACGGAAGAGCCUGAGGCCGCUCCUGAAGUUGUUGAGAAGACUGUGGAGGAGCCUACCAAGGAGCCCGAGACCGUCCAGGAACCUGCUAUUGAGGAGACUUCGACUGAAGAGCCCGCGCCUGCUAAAGAAUCCGUUAAGGAGCCUGCCGUCGAGGAGCCCGUUGCAGAGGAACCUGCUGCUGAGGAGCCCAAGGAGACUGUUGCGGAACCUGCUGUCGAAGAACCAGCCGUCGAAGCGCCCGCUGCCGAAACGACCACUGAAGCUCCUGUCGUCGAGGAACCCGCUGCGGAGACUACUACUGAGGAAGCUCCUAAGGAGGAAGCCCCGGCCCCCGCCGCUGAGACCGUCGAAGAAGCCGUCCCUGAGCCUGCUGCUGAGAAGCAGGAGCCUGAAGAGCCUGUCGAGGUCCCUGUUGAGGCCCCUGUUGAGACAACAGUUGAGGCCCCCGUGGAGCCGACUACCGAACCGGAGCAGCCGAUCGCUGAGGAGAAACCCGCUGAGGAGCCUGAGCAGAAGGUCGAGCCUGCUGUGGAAUCUGCGCUCGCAGAGCCAGCAACUGUGGAGCCAGUCGCAGAGAAGGUCGUCGAAGAGUCCGCCAAGGAGGAACCCGUUGCUGAGCCGGUUGUGGAGCAGGUCGUCGAAGAGCCCGCUAAAGAAGAGCCUGUUGCUGAGCCUGCGACUGGGACUGCGGAACCUGUUGUCGACGCACCGGCCCCCGAAGAACCAGUUGCGGAGUCCGCACCAGCUGAGGCCCCUGCUGUCGAGGCUGUGAAGACCGAAGAGACUGUUCCAGAACCUGAGCCAGUGGUUGAGGCGACACCAGAGACCGUCUCGAAGGACUCUCUGCAGGAGCCAAAUGGCCACCCUGUCGAGCAGCGCGAAACCGUCCCUGAAGCCCAGGAGGCUGGUUCCUCGGAACCUGCCCAGGAGAGUACUCCGGCUGAAGAGGACGCUAACAAGGACAGCAGCAUCCUGACCCCCGAGACUCUUGGUAUUGGUGCUGCCGCUGCAGCCACCGCCGGUGCUGCUAUUGCCGCUGGUGUGGCCGUGGCGCACAAGGAGUCCGAAGCCGCUGCCCCCGAGACUAAGGACAGUGAGCCCAAGCCCGCAGACACUAAGCAGGACGCUCCCGCAGCACAAGAGCCUGAGCCAAGUGCUCGUGCCACAGAACCGGAACCGUCGUCGAAGCCCGAAGUCGAAGCACCCGCCGAGUCAACAACCGAGUCUACAACCACCGAAGCAGCCGACAAGGCUGGUGAUGUUUCUACUGGGAAUACAAAUCGGUCAGUGACUUCUGCUAGAGCAGUUUCCUUGAACCAUGGCGACAGCUGGUUGAAAUCCAUUGUCCGAUCCGUGUUUUCCAACCUGUUUGGUGCUCUAUUCUCGCCUUUCCGCGGCAGUGGAAAGGCCGAGCAAUAGAUAAUUUUGUCUCGUUGUUUUGUUGUUUCGUCGUUUCGUUUGCGUUUUUGUUUUAAUUCGCAACUGACGUGAUUCAGGAAACUGCUCUUGAUGACCGUUCUUGGUGCUCCUUUGCUAGCCAUGGGCUUAGGCCUGAGCUGGCGUGCUUAUACCCGAAAAGCUUGAUUUGCCAGAAAACUAUAAAAAGAAAA